AUGAACGUCUUCGACAGUGGGACAACACUUAAGUCAAUGGGAUAUGUCGAGACACCAGAAUUGUGUUACCGUGAGAUUUUACAGAAAAGACCAUCAAUGCAAGGUACCUGCUGGUUUAUCGUCUUCACGAAGGUGCUGGGAUAUUUCCUCAUCGGCAGCGCCACAAUCAGUCAAAUUCCUCAGAUUUUCAAAAUACUUCGUCGUCGGAAUGCUUCUGGAGUGAGCUUUCUCAGUAUGUUGUUGAUGUUGGAAUCGUCAUCCUCAAGUGUAGCUUACUCCUUGUCGAAGGAAUACCCAAUUAAUUCCUGGGGAGAGAACCUUGUGUUCAUGCUGCAAAAUGUGAUACUGGUUUGCCUUCUCCUGCGUUACAACCAGCGCCCUCUGGCGUCUCUCUCCUUUAUGAUUUUCUAUAUCGUUGUGAUGAUCGUCCUCAUAUUGCCUGUCAUUCCCAGUGACAUUUUAUUUUUCAUCAAUAUCGUUGGCCUACCAGCUAUUGGUGCAAGUCGGGUCAUACAAAUAUACACAAACCAUAAAAACAAAAGCUCGGGACAAUUAUCAGCUGCUUCAACGUUUCUGUGUAUAGUCCAUAGCUGUGGGCGAUUGACAACAUCAAUAGUGAUAACAAAAGACUGGAUGAUGAUCCUGACAUUUUUACAGGUUAUCGUACUGAAUACGAUACUAACAUGUCAGGUGUUAUAUUACAGACGAAAUGCAAGGCCAAAGACACAAAAUAAAGUAGCAACGUCUUAGUGUUAUUACAAAUGAACAUUAAAAUACUUA
Messenger RNA from Ylistrum balloti, 780 nucleotides. RefSeq names its product mannose-P-dolichol utilization defect 1 protein homolog. Lineage: Eukaryota; Metazoa; Mollusca; Bivalvia; Pectinida; Pectinidae. Bases 1 to 750 code for a protein of 249 amino acids. The record is from RefSeq and is a predicted model, not a curated record. The transcript has 5 exons.